Zychaea mexicana is the source of this 1705-nucleotide messenger RNA. RefSeq names its product Alpha/Beta hydrolase protein. Bases 76 to 1329 code for a protein of 417 amino acids. Gene Ontology annotation, biological process: epoxide metabolic process. The transcript is spliced from 5 exons. Gene Ontology annotation, molecular function: epoxide hydrolase activity. The record is from RefSeq and is a predicted model, not a curated record. Lineage: Eukaryota; Fungi; Mucoromycota; Mucoromycetes; Mucorales; Lichtheimiaceae.
CUGCAGUGUUUAAAUACUGCUGCUCAUACAUGGACUUUUCUCUCUCUUCACCCUCUCUCUCUACACCUUAAAACAAUGUCAGAUACGAUCGAGCCUUUUGAAGUUCCAUCCUUUCCAUCAGAACAGCUUGCGCUACUUAAAGACAAAUUAAGUAAACCCGUGUAUCCGAACGAGCUCGAGGAAGAUUACAAGUGGGAUUAUGGUGCUCCGAGCUGGGCUGUCAAGUCUUUGGCUAGCAAAUGGCUUGAGAACUAUGACUGGGAAAAGCCGCGCGCCGAAAUGAACCGAUGGCAUCACUAUCAUACAAUGAUCGAUGACUUGAAGAUCCACUUUAUACAUGAACCUUCGUCAAACCCUGAUGCUAUACCUGUUAUGCUUGUUCACGGCUGGCCGUCGACAUUUUAUGAAUUUCACAAGCUUAUCGAACCACUCCGUGAUGGUGCCAAUGGCGGGCAGGCGUUCCAUGUUGUUGUUCCAAGCUUGCCUGGUUUCGGCUUUUCAGAAGCACCCAAGGCACGCGGAUGUGGUGUGACAAAAAUGGCGGAGAUUCUAAACGCGCUAAUGGUCAAAUUGGGAUAUACACAAUACCUCCACCACGGGGGCGACUGGGGGGCGAUUAUUGGUAAAUACAUUGCUACACGUUACAAUACCAACUGCAAAGCCUUCCAUACUGGUCUACCUUUCUGUCUCCCACCACUUCCGACUCCGCGUAACCUGUUGUUCUAUCCAUUCAAAAUCGCCAAGUUUGGUGCAAGUUUGUUGCUUGGAUUUGACCGCGUGUACGGUAAAGGCAAAACUAUUCUGAACGGUGCAACAUUUGCCAAUGCCGAGAUGUAUGAUGGAUGUGGAUACAGAGCUAUUCAGGGUACAAAGCCAUAUACGCUGGCAUAUGGAUUGACGGACAGUCCGUUAGGGCUGAUGGCAUGGAUGCUAGAAAAAUACCACGAAUGGUCGUAUCAUCCACCUGCCAAACGUGAUAUUCAAGCUCUACCCGAGACAAUCACUCCCGAAGUCUUCCUGACACAGGUCUCGCUCUACUGGCUCACUAAUACCAUGUCGUCAUCGAUCCGUAUCUACUAUGAGUGCCUGCGUCAAAAGGAAAUGCUCAAAGUUGUACUCCCACGUGUCAAGAUUCCCGUUGCGAUAUCUGCUUUUGCAUACGAUAUCUCCAAGCUACCGCAAGACUGGCUCGAAACAGCCACGGAUCUUCAUCAGUAUUCUGAAUAUGAAUCUGGAGGACAUUUCCCUGGAUUAGAGGAGGCGGAAUUGUUGACUGAUGACAUCCAGAGAUUCGGAAAGGUCUUGAAAACCAAGAAAGUCAUCCAGUAGAUCGUAUACGGCUAUAAUCUUUUUAAAAAAUCUUUUCUACAAGGUCAUCUAUCAAAAUCAACGUGAUUUAAUGCACAGCGAGUUAAAGAAUUUCAGAGUAGAUUGUAUAGUAGCUAACAUUGGAUAGUGUCGUGAUUGCGUAUAUGUGUGUUAUCUUUGGUAAACGCACGAUGAUCACUACUGACUAAGCAGCAUGUCAGUGUCCUUUCAGACUUGUACAGUAAAUGGCAUGACAAGGCUUAAACAUACAUAGCCCAUUUUAAAUCAAGAUUAUGAGCACGUCUAUAUCUACUCUUCGUUAAAAACACAUACUGUAUCGUCAAGGAUAUACAGAUGAUCUGAUUUUUUUAAAUAUAAAUACCAUUUUUUUCCUGCA